Molecule: messenger RNA, 753 nt
Organism: Chaetomium fimeti
Lineage: Eukaryota; Fungi; Ascomycota; Sordariomycetes; Sordariales; Chaetomiaceae
Exons: 1
Coding region: 1-753 (250 amino acids)
Biological process (GO): spliceosomal complex assembly
Cellular component (GO): U2-type prespliceosome; catalytic step 2 spliceosome; U2 snRNP
Molecular function (GO): zinc ion binding; nucleic acid binding
Source: RefSeq, a predicted model, not a curated record
AUGGACUACCAAAACCGCGCCGGUUCCAAAUUCGGCGGCGGCGGCGUGGCCUCGCACAGCGCCUCCAAUGCCGACCGCCGCGAACGCCUGCGGAAGCUCGCGCUGGAGCAGAUCGACCUCGACAAGGACCCGUACAUCUUCAAGAACCAUCUCGGCUCAUUCGAGUGCCGGCUCUGCCUGACCGUGCACCAGAACGACGGCUCGUACCUAGCACACACACAGGGGAAGAAGCAUCAGACCAACCUGGCGCGGCGCGCAGCACGCGAGCAGAAGGAGGGCAAGGGCGAGGUCGACCCGCACACGGGCCUGCCCGUCGGGGUGGUGGGCGCCGGGUUCGCGGCGCUGGGGCUGGGCGGGGCGGGCGGCGGGGGCCCGCGCAAGAACGUGGUCAAGAUCGGGCGGCCGGGCUACAAGAUCACCAAGGUGCGCGACCCCAUCACGCGCCAGCAAGGGCUGCUGUUCCAGCUGCAGUACCCGGACAUCGGCACGGGCGUGGCGCCCAAGUGGCAGGUCAUGAGCGCCUUCUCCCAGCGCGUCGAGGACCCGGACCGCAACUUCCAGUACCUGCUCGUCGCCGCCGAGCCCUACGAGACGUGCGGCUUCAAGAUCCCCGCCCGCGAGCUGGACAAGCGCGAGGGCCGCCAGGUUGAGUACUGGGAUCCGGAUGCCAAGGAGUACUGGGUGCAGAUCAUGUUCAUGACGGAACGCGAGGAGCGCUUCAACGCGGCGCCAGGUUUGACGGGGAGGCGGUGA